Molecule: messenger RNA, 16853 nt
Organism: Loxodonta africana (African savanna elephant)
Lineage: Eukaryota; Metazoa; Chordata; Mammalia; Proboscidea; Elephantidae
Gene: TRIT1
Product: tRNA isopentenyltransferase 1
Exons: 11
Coding region: 25-1428 (467 amino acids)
Biological process (GO): tRNA modification
Cellular component (GO): mitochondrion
Molecular function (GO): ATP binding; tRNA dimethylallyltransferase activity; zinc ion binding
Source: RefSeq, a predicted model, not a curated record
GGCGCAUGCGCAGAAGUAUUCAAGAUGGCGGCGGUGGCGGGCGCGCGAGCUGUUUCUGUGGGUUCUGGCCUCCGGGGCCUGCGACGGACACUGCCUCUUGUAGUGAUUCUCGGGGCCACUGGCACCGGCAAAUCCACUCUGGCGUUGCAGCUAGGGCAGCAGCUUGGUGGCGAGAUCGUGAGCGCUGACUCCAUGCAGGUCUAUGAAGGCUUGGACAUCAUCACCAACAAAGUUUCUACCCAAGAUCAGAGAAUCUGCCAGCACCACAUGAUCAGCUUUGUGGAUCCUCUUGUGACAGAUUACACGGUGGUGGACUUCAGGAACAAGGCGACUGCUCUGAUUGAAGAUAUAUUUGCCCGAGACAAAAUUCCUAUUGUCGUGGGAGGAACAAAUUAUUACGUUGAGUCUCUGCUCUGGAAAGUUCUUGUCAAUACCAAGCCCCAGGGGAUGGACACUAUGAAAGUGAUGGACCGGAAAGUAGAACUUGAGAAGGAGGAUGGCCAUGCGCUUCAUAAACGCCUGAGCCAGGUGGAUCCAGAAAUGGCUGCCAAGCUGCACCCACAUGACAAGCGCAAAGUGGCCAGGAGCUUGCAAGUAUUUGAAGAAACAGGAAUCUCUCAUAGUGAAUUUCUUCAUCGACAACAUGCAGAGGAGGGUGGUGGCCCCCUUGGAGGCCCUCUGAAGUUCCCUAACCCUUGCAUCCUCUGGCUUCAUGCUGACCAGACAGUUCUAGAUGAGCGCUUGGAUAAGAGGGUAGAUGACAUGGUUGCUGCUGGGCUCCUGGAGGAACUAAGACAUUUUCACAGACACUACAAUCAGAAGAAAGUAGCUGAAAAUAGCCAGGACUAUCAACAUGGUAUCUUCCAGUCAAUUGGCUUCAAGGAAUUUCACGAGUUCCUGACCACUGAGGGAAAGUGCACACCAGAGACCAGUAACCAGCUCCUAAAGAAAGGUAUUGAGGCUCUGAAACAAGUGACUAAGAGAUACGCUAGGAAGCAAAACCGAUGGGUUAAAAACCGUUUCUUGAGCAGACCUGGUCCCAGUGUCCCUCCGGUGUAUGGCUUAGAGGUAUCUGAUGUCUCGAAGUGGGAGGAGUCUGUUCUUGAACCUGCUCUUGAAAUCGUGCAAAGUUUUAUCCAGGGCCAUAAGCCUGCAACCGCUCCGAUAAAGAUGCCGUGCAGUGAAACUGAGAACAAGAGAAGUUAUCAUAUGUGUGACCUCUGUGAUCGAAUUAUCAUUGGGGACCGAGAAUGGGCAGCACAUAUGAAAUCCAAAUCCCACUUGUACCAGCUGAAGAAAAGAAGCAGAUUGGACUCAGAUGCCCUCACCACCUUAGGAAGUCAGAGUAUUUCCCGAGAGCAUGACAAAGAGCUUAAAGAGAAGGGAUCCUCAGAGCAAAAUGAUCAAGAGCUGAAGUCCAGCAUUUAAGAGACAUGUCCAGUGCCUUUGCAAAGGUGGAGGGGAUCCACUUCAGAAGGGAGAGGUACGCGUGUCUCCCAGUCUGGGCUGAGCAGUGCUACACGGAAAACUACCACCAUUUUCUUCCAUUCAGAUGGUGUGGUUUUAAAGUCUCAUGUUCUCUGUCAUGGGGACAGCAGGUGCUUGUCAGCUUCUUUUGUGAUUGAUGUGUCUGGUAAUGAUGUAGUUCUGGAAAGGAUUUUUUUUUUUCUUUGAAUCUUAAAGGUUUUAUUUUUAAAAGAGGCAUAGAUUGCACUUUUUUACACUUGAGGAUUUUUUCAGUGGUGAAUAUCAGGAUUCACUGCAUCCCUAAAAGAAGUUUUAUGUCCCUGGCUUUGGCUAAAAAUACCAAAUUUCCAGACACUUUUAUAGGUGACUGAAGUAUUGUGAGCUACACAUCAGGAGUUCUGGAUUUGAGUGAAUGGCAGGAAAGAUCCAGCCCCCGUGAGAUGAUUAAGUGAACCAAAGUAGUUCUUGGAAUUUCUACAGAAAAGUCAGGACUCAGACCAAGGCGAUUGUGGACAUGGGGCUUGAGGACUAAAGACUUUGAAAUUUGUUCAACAGUUCCUGUGUGAUAAUCACUAUCACAACGAUCUAUUGAGUAAAGAAUCUAUAUUUUUAUUGAAAGUUAAAUAAAGGAAAAGUUUAUAAGAGCCUGUUCGGUCAUAUAUAUAUAUCUCCAUGUAUGGUUUAUACAUAAUGUGGUCUGUUGUCAAUACGAUAGCCUUUUCUCAAAUUUUACAUCUUCAUAUGUAAAUAUGUGUUUGUUGAGCACCUAGUAUAUUUCUGAAAGAUAUCCGAAGAGGGGUUUUAUUAGAGAUUUGGUUAUUUCCAGUUGAAGUCCUUUUUCUGGAGUGUCCUGAAUUGCCAGCAGUGUUAAGUAUAUUUUAUGUGUUCAGAAUCUACUAUAUGAGAGGCCCUGGUCCAGGCUAGAGGGAAUACAGAGCUGAAUGAGAUGUGGUUCUUACCUUCAGGGAGUUUGUAAAUAUUGUAUUUAUACACAACUAGUCUAGGUAAGAGAGUAUCAAAGGCCCUAAGAGCUGUGUAGAAUUUUACUUUGGAGGGGAGGGGGAAGGGUCAUGGCAGAAGGAACGUUUCUGGUGGACCUUUAAUUAAGAAGAAUUCUUGGUAAAUGUAUUGUCACCUAUUCAUAAAAGACUGCAUAGAGGAGAAGGUAGAGUAAAUGAACCAUCUAACUAGAUGGACCUUUUUAAAGGUGUUAAAUUCCAGAGGCUUGCCCACCUUUAACUGAUUUGAACCCCAAGAAUAAAUUUAUUCUCUAGUCAAAGAAGGGAUUAUCGUUGUAUCCACCCUAUCUUGUCCUUUACGUUAAACAUGGUAUAAUUUUUGUAAUCAGUGUAUUAACUUCUUGAGGAGGAGCUCCAAUGAGCUCCAAAAGUCACAUCUUCUACUGGGAGUGGAGAUAAGCACUACAGCGAGCCAGGCGGUACCAAGCGUUUCAUACACAGGAUCUUCUCACACAGCCCUUGGAGGGAGAUGGGGAAACUGAGACUAAGCAGAGCAGUACAGCUAGUAAGUGGCAGACUGGAAUUAAGGUGAGGCCAGUAGACAUAAGAGCUGGAGGUGACUGUUUUUAGGGAGGAACCUUAGUCACUCAAGUUGCUUAAUAUGUUUCAAAGCUUUAAAAAAAAAAAAAAGCUUCAGUGGAUGAGCAGGAAAAACCCGUUUUAAUAAUCCUACCUCAAAAAGCCUUUAAUCCUUUCAUCUGAAAUACCUGGAGCAGCAGCUUCUCAUUGAAGUCAUUGCAUCUCCAUGGCAAUUUAGAAAUCAGGAAUUCUUUGCAAAAAAAAUCAAAGUGCCCAAUAUUUAUGAUGUGCCUACUAUGUUCAAGGCACUGUGGUUGUGCCCACUGCCCCUAUUCUUAGAAACUGUAAAUUCAACAAGAUUUAAUUCCUUCACCAGCAGCAGAGAGGCUUAGGAAGGCAGAGAGCCCUCACUAGAAAUCUCCUUGGUGCUCUGGUCUCAGGCAUUGCCCUGAUACAGAUUUUUCCCUUCUGCCUGCAGUCCUUUGAAUGACUUUGCUGUUGAGUGUAGGGAAGGGAAGUAGUUCUGCCUAGUGAUUGUCAUAAAUGUAGAGCUGGAAGGGUCCUCAGCCCCUUCUUGUUCAGAUGGAGAAACUGGGCCCCAAAACAUGAAUGUUCCACAGUCUCAGAGCAAGUUGUGGCAAAGUCACGACAAACCUCAGCUCUCCCUCUCACUUGACUACUAAACACCAUACAAAUCUCAUUCAUUCAAGAGCUGGGAAGGACCAUAGGGACCAGAUUUGUGCUCUUUGCUCAGCCUGGAUUGAGGAUGAGGAAUGUUAUUUUGCAUCAUCUGGGCUCAGCUAAUGCCCAGACAAGCAGGAGCCCUUCAGUCCAGGUGCCGGGAGUCUCCAGUCCAUCAUACCAGCAGCGCUAUUGCAACGACUUUGGUAACUAAUUCCAACACUCAGGAAGCUUUUAGGUUCAUCUACCUCUGUCAGUGAACAUCUUGACUAGGCUUUAGAUACUUCGUAUAGUUCAGAGUAUAUAACUUUAAGUGGGUAGGACAUACUUUGAUUCUGAAAAGAGAACUAUAUUCUUAGUCUUAAAAAUAUUUUGUUUGAAUUCUAGGGCUAAGCAAGAGAACAGCUCCAUCUCUAUAGUCCAGGUAUGUGGUUUGAGCCUCUGUAACACUCAGUAAUUAUUUGUACUCUUAGCCUCAGUUCCACAUUAUACAAAGAAGAUUUUUCUGCUUAGAACAGACAACACAGCAUUAAGAACAUGUACACAUUAGAAAGCAAGCUAGAAGCAAAUAUUUGGUGAAUUAAUUGAAUGAAUGAAUAAAAGCUUAGAACAGUCUCUAUAUCCCUUUAACCAGGAUGAAGAAAUCUUGGGAUAGUAGGCACAGGAAGGAAUUUCAUUAUUUGAUUAUCACCUACUUGGGUGGUUAGGCCUGUUUUCUAAAAAGGUGGCUAACUGGUCUUUUUAAAAGCUGUUCUGAAUACGUACAGAGAAGGCUGCGUGGUUGUAUUAGGGCAAAAGGCUAAGCUACUGUAACAGAGACUCAGCAGUACAGUGGCUUGAAGAAAAAAUAGUUUUCUUUCUCACAUAAUAGCUCUGAGGGGAGUUGACAUUUUUGAAGUGAGCUGUACAGGGCAGUGGGCCAGCUCUGCUCCAAGCAGUCAUUCGGGGACAUAGGAUCCGUAUAUCACGUUGCAUGCUUCUUCAUCCUCUGGGGCAUUGUUAUCACCUACAUGGCUGAAGCUGGGUCAUCACUCUAGUUCCAGCCAAUGGGAAGGGGGAAAAACAUGGAGGAAGCACACCCAUUGCCUAAAGCCUAGACCCUGCCAUGGCACGCUUGGGAGAAGUUAGUCAUAUGGCCACACCUCCCAAGGGAGGCUGAGAAAUGUAGUCCAGCCAUGUGCCAAGAAAGACUGGGAGAACAGAUUUUGGUGGACAGUUUGCAGCCUGCACAUCAUGGAACGGGCAUUGGAUUGGAAACCAGAAGACCUGGGUUCUAGUCCAGGCUCGUUUAACUAAUUAGCUCUUUAGUUUACCAGGAGCAAAUCUUUCUAUUUACCCAUCUGUGAAAUUAUUGAGUUGUAUGAACUGACCUCUGAGAUAUUUCAAAAAGUAAAGCUUGACAAAAUCUUGGCUGGUGGGAUAAAGUAUUACAUGGAACAUGAGCCACUGGCUAAUACUGAGAAUGGUGAGGAGGAAAGAUGGAAGGUGUUUUGGUGGCCUUGUUGAAUAAUUUAACUAAUGACUAACUUCUUUUUAUGUGAAAAAAGUAACUCCUGUUGUACUUGCAGUUGAAUACUUCCUCCCUGUCCUACAUACCAGCUGUGUGACCUUGGGAAAAUUGCUUAAGCAGCCUGAAUUUCUCAUAUAAAAUGGAGUUAUUACCUCCAUUACAGGGGACAUCAGGGUUGAGUGAGGGCCUUUUCCAAACAGUAUAUUGUUUGGCACUUCAGUGCCGGUAAACAGUAGGUAUAAAUUGGCUUUAUUCGUUUCAUUGGGGAGAAAUUGCUAAUGCUACUGAAGUGUUGGUUUAUGGUAUGGUGUCAGUUCUCCAAAGUUGUCAAGCGAGCUCCAGCUCAUAACUGACACAGAAGAGUAACUGAUCGUUUCCCCAGAAACAAUGAGUGAGAUUAAAACGUGCUAAUAGUUAAAAAUGUUGCCUCAGGCUUUAUCUUCACCCAGCUAAGCUUCAGCUAUUCUUUAAAAAAAAAAUUUUUUUUUUUAAUGUAUAUGAUUUCUUUCAUAGAUCAGCUCAUUUUCUUGAACCGUUUUCAUUGCCUGAAAUGCUUUUUCCCCUACUUUUCACCUAGUGAGCGCCUGCAUAUCCUUAAAGGCCCAGAUCCCAUGUCUUCUUGGAAUAAACUUCCUUGGCUCUUCCAGGGAGGCUUAGUUUCUCCUUCCUAUAUAUUCCCAUACCAGUUCAUAUUAGCAACUACUUACAUAGCACUAUGGGCUGGGCACUGUUGUAAGUACUUUACAUGUGUUAACUCAUUAAAUCCUCACAGCAGCCCCAUGAGGUGGUGUAGUCAUUGUUGUUAUUAGCUCUAUUUUACAAAUGAGAAAACUGAGUAGAGCAAGCUGGGAUUUGAAACCAGGUGUGUGGCUCCAGAGUCUAUGGUCUUAUCCACUAUACUGUUAGUGCUUCCUUACUCUGUAUAGCACAUACACCUGUAACUAUUUCUUGCCCCUUGGGAGAACAAAUUCUGCCAGUACGUUAAUCCUAUUUAAGGUUAGUGUGGGCCAUGUAGUGGACACCCAAUAGAUGGGGGAUAAUUACCAGAAAAGCAAAUCUCGUGAGUCUAAAUAUCAGCCCGGCUCCUCUUUAUUAAGUGUUUGCUAUGUGUCAGAAUCAAAACAAACGUACAAGGUAUUUUAUUAUCCCCAUUUUCUAAAUAAGCAAACAUUCAGAGUUUAAUUAACAGUGGCUGGCACAGAGUAGCUAUAAAUAUUUGCUGAGCACUAGAAAGAAAGCUCUGUGAGGGCAGGGAUUUUUGGCCAUUGUUCACUGUUUUAUUCCUGGCACCUAGAAGGAGGCUGCUUGUGUGAAAGGCACUCAGUAAACAUUUGUUGAGUUAGGAUUUGAAGCCAAGUUGGGCCGGCUCCAAACCCGUGCUGUAACCACUGUGUUAUAUUUCUCCAAGAGGAUUCCUUUAGGGUUUUUACUUUACAGCUACUUCUAAGAAGGAAUCAAGACAAGAAAAAAGCAAAAGAGAUUUCUUAAGAACUAAAUCUUCUACUAAGAUGUUUAUAUUAGUUAAGACUCAUGGUUACAAGUGACAACAGCUCGACUCUAAUAAACAAAAAGAUGAAGUUAUGAUACAGUUACUGAGGUGUCUCGUCAAACUCAAGGGCAAGAAAACAUCUAGGCCCCAGGAACUAUUGGCACUACCUAAUCUUAUGCUGUGGAGCCUUUCUGUCUUUCUCUGAACAUCAACUCAUCCUCUCACUGCAAACAGGCUUUCUCUACAUGGUAGGAAACAGGGUUGCCAGUAGCUCCUAAACUUUACUUCUUACAGCUUUGACAACUGGAGAAAAAUUGUGCUGUUUUCUCUGGUUCUACGUUGAAAAGUCUCAGGGAUUCAUUAGUCCAGCUUGGGUCGAGUGCCUGUUCCAAGGCUGAGGAUGGACUCUUGAAGGAGUAGGGUAGUUCCUGUGGAAACCAAAUGGAUGGAGUGGAGGUGAUGUGAUUUCCAGAAGAAGGGUGUGGGGGUUGGUGGGAAGGAAGGGCAUGGUGGAUAGACAAAGCAGUGGGUAUCCACUGUAGAGUUACUGCCUUGCAAUCAGUAAGACAAUUUGUUUUUCCAGCAGCAGGGGUGAGCUUAUGCUAAAUCCAAAUUCCACCUGGGUAACGUGCCAUUAUCUUCAUCAUCCGGUAUCUGUAGUAGUCACUCCUUACAAAUUUACACUUCAGUAUGGUUUUGACAGAGUUAUGUAUCUCAUUAGUCCUUUCGAAGAGCCUUUGAAGUAGGCUUUACAAACGAAGAAACACAGUAUUUAAGUGGCUUACAUAUAGUCGGCAUUAGUUCAGUUGUAAGGGACUAAAAGUCAGUUUGAACUAAUUUAGCCAUAACCGAGGAUUUACUGGCUCAUGGAAUCCAAGGUAGAGUUCAGCGAACACCCUAGCCCCUCCCAAAGGGCAGGCAGAGUGCAGCUGGGCCUCAGGAACAGCUGCCCCCGGGGACUCAGACACUGCCAGCACUGUAUCUGCCCUCGUUUGUUUUUCUCUGCAUGCUGCCUUCACUUUUUUCUCCAUACAAAUCAGAUUUCUUUAAAUGAUCCUUGGAAUUCUCCACACCUAGCAUCUUAUAGCUUUUCUCCACUGCAAAGAAGUGGACCCUGAGUCCCAAUUUCAAAAAAUCUCAGGAAAGGGCUCUACUCAGCUGAAUUCUAUUGUCCACCUCUGGAUUGAGCAGCUACAGCCAGGAGAGCCAGUCAUCCAAGAACAUGGCAGCUCCCUGUUGAGCUGUAUGACUGGAAUGGAGCUGGGAGGGGAAACAGUUUCCAGAAAGGGAUUGGGGAUGGGGUUGGUUCUGAGUAGACCAAACAGUAGGUGUUCACAGCAGUGACACAGAGCAAGUAAGUGGCCGAUGAGGAGACAAGCCCAAUUCUUCUGACUACAAUUCUGUAGUACAUACUAACAACUGAGUACUUCCCGUACAAAAUGAAGGCCCUAUCUAUGCACGGAUCCUGGGAUGGUGCAUUGUCAGGUAUGAGGUUGGGUUCAGCCUUUGAGUCACCAGAAGUGGGAUGAUGAGUGUCUUAGGCUGCUUAGGCUGGGUUCUUUAGGGAAGCAAAACCAGUGAGCGUGUGUGUGUGUGUGUGUACUCACAAACCAAAAAACCAAGCCCAUUGUCCUCUAGUCAAUUCCAACUCAUAGCGGCCCUAUAAGACAGAGUAGAACUGCCCCAUGGAGUUUCCAAGGAGCAGCUAAUGGAUUCAAACUGCCGACCUUUUGGUUUGCAGCUGUAGCUCUUAACCAUAUAUAUAUAUAGAGAGAGCUUUAUCUCAAGGAGAUGGGUCAUGCAGUUGUACAGGCUGGCAGGUCCCAAGUCAAUGGGUCAGGCAUCAGGCUUGAGGCUUCUGAAACAUGUAGCUGCAGGGGCUGAUGAACCCAAGAUCCACAGGUCACACAGCAGGCUGCUGGCUCAUGGCUGCAAAAGCUGACGAAUCCAAUACCAGCAGGUAAGACAGCAGGCAGCUGGACCAAGUCCCAAGAACUGGAGAUUUGAUGCUAAAGAGCUGAAUGCAGGAUCCAGAGCAGAGCAAAAGCCAGAAGGCUUUGCCAGAAAGUCUGCGUAUAUUGGGUGCAGGCCACACCCCCAAGGAAACUCCCUUUCAACUGAUUGCCUACUCAUAGCAGAUCUCACCAUAGAGGUGAUUACAUUAUAUCAGAUCUCAUCAUGGAGGUGAUUACAUCAUUAUACUAUAGCCAAACUACUUCAUAACUGCCAAGCCACUGAGAAUCGUGGCCCAGCCAAGUUAACACACAACCUUAAUGAUCACAAUGAGCUACCUAAAAGCAAAACUUAAAAUCAUUUGGACCUCAGUGUCCUGUUACAGCUUCCUUGCUGAUAUCAAGGAGAUUGAGGGGGAAGACCUUUAUAUAAAUGUUAUUUGUGGAUUCAAAACUGUCUCUAUGUCCUGCUAGAUGUGCAUAAUGAGGCAGGAGGCAGAGUUGCUUGGAAACCAGUAGGCUCUUGACAUAGACAGCAGUGCCAGCCCCUCCUGCCCCUUAACUUUCACAGUUAGAAUCUUCAAGUGCUUUUCAGACACUAUCUUCUUGAUAGUGACACCAGUACCAUUCAUUUGUUUAAAAUGUCAGCAUGUAAAGGUGUAGAGAAUUCAGUGAUCAUCUGGUUCAGGUAUUUUCAAACUUGUUUUAGCUGUGGAAUUUUUUUUUCUCCCCCCAAAUAAAACCUUAACAUGAACCCUAAUAUAUAGAUCAAAGCAGAGCAUCUUGGGGUCUGGGUGGAGUACAUAGGUCAUCUGGUCUCUCUAAUGUGAUCUCCUCCCCUGUGGGAUGCCUUUUGAAAACAGCUGAUCUUGAUUACCCAGUAAAACCCAGUGCCCUGGAGUCGAUUCCGACUCAUAGCGACCCUAUAGGAUGAAGUAGAACUGCCCCAUGGAGUUUCCAAGGAGUGCCUGGCGGAUUCAAACUGCUGACCCUUUGGUUAGCAGCCGUAGCACUUAACCACUACGCCACCAGGGUUUCUUUUCUUGAUUAGCCACUUCAUUUGACAGAUGGAGAAAUUGAGGCCCAGAGAGGUUAAACGAGUCACAGCAACACAGCAGCAGAGCUGAGACUAGAACCCUGCUCUCCUGUCUCAGGAGUAUGUUACUUCACCUACCUAUUUUGAAUGAGCACUCCAACGAAGUAGCUUUAUUUUUCUUUAGAUACAUAGAAAAUCGAAGUUGACUAAGGCAAGAAGAAGACUUUGGGAACCCAAUCUAACAAAUACGUAAGAGUUUUGUAAUUAGGGAUGUCUGUUUAUUAACUUAUUAAACAGACUACUUACUAUCCACUAUUCUAGGUGAUAAAGAUUUAUCAGUGAACAAGACAGUUCUUGUGUUUAAGUCUUCUAGGCUACUUCAGUGUAUGUGAUAAGUGGUAAAAUAGAGGUGUUAGGGGAACACCCAUGAUUGUACCAGACCUAGUCCAGAGGAGUCAGGGAAGGCUUUCCCGAAGAAGUAGCAUCUAAGAAAACGCCAGAAAGCAUAAUGGGAGUAAGACAAGUAGGGAAGUGGUAGGAGAAAAGCCUGGAGAGGUCCGUUGGCCCUUGGCUGUAGAGGACCCUGUAAACCAUUAGAGGACUUCACCCUGAUCCUGAGAUAAUGUCAGAUGUGUGUACUAGAGAAAUCACUGGUGCAACACAAUGAAUUGGUUAGGGACAGCCUAGAGGCUGGGGGACAGUUAAGGUAUUUAGCAGGUAGAAUGUAAUUUCUAAGAUUUGGUUGAUUAAAUGUUGGUGAAAGAAGAGUUCAAGAAGAAUGAGCUUCAGUAGGGCGUUUCCAGAUAAACAGAAGUUUAAGAAAUUUAUUUAUAAAAACCAAAAUUACAAGAAAUACGGAAUUUAUAAAAACCAAAAUUACAAGAAAUACUAAAGGGAGUCCUCCAGUUAGAAAAUCAGUAACAUCAGAUAACAACCCAAGACUAGAACACAGGACAGAACAAUCAGAUAUCAACCCAGAUAGGGAAGUCACAAAAAUAAAGCUAAAAUGCUGAAAAUAGGGAAACAGAAGCAUCGAUAUAUAAAAGAUGACAACAUUAAAACAAAAAAGAGGGACUAAAAAUGUCAUAGAUCUGUAAUGUGGAGAGGAAGUCAAGGCGAUAUAAAGAAAUAAAAGAUUGGCUUAAACUUAGAAAAAUAGGAGUAAAUAUUAAGGUAACCACAAGGGAAAUUAACAAUCCUACACAUUAAAACAAAAAACAUAAAGACUCAACAAAUACAAAAUCAAUGACAAUGAAAAGAAAACACAUAAAAACUGCUCAGCACAGAAAAUUAAGUGGAACAAAGAAACUGUCAACAACACACACACAAAAAAAGACAUCAAAAUGACAGCACUAACUUCAUACCUAUCAAUAACUAUGCUGAAUGUAAAUGGACUGACUGCACCAAUAAAGGGAGAGUGGCAGAAUGGAUUAAAAAAACAAUAUUUAUCUAUAUGCUGCUUACAAGAGACACUCCUUAGACUUAAAGACACAAACAAAAACUCAAAGGAUGGGAAAAAACAUACCAAGCAAACAACAGUCAAAAAAGAGCAGAAGUGGCAAUAUUAAUUUCUGAUGAAAUAGACUUUAAAUCCACCACAAAGGAUAAACCCAACAAACAAAAAAGGACACUAUAUAAUGAUUAAAGCAUCAAUACACCUGGAAGACAUAACCAUAAUAAAUAUUUAUGCACCCAAUGACAGGGCUCCAAAAUACAUAAAACAAACUCUAAUAGCAUUGAAAAGAGAGACAGCUCCACAACAAUAGGUGACUUCAACACACCACUUUUGGUGAAAGAACAUCCAGAAAAAAAAAAGACUCGGCGCCACUGAGGCAAUUCCAACUCAUAGUAACCCAAUAGGACAGAGUAGAACUGCCCCAUACAGUUUCCAAGGAGCACCUGGUGGAUUCAAACUGUCCACCUUUCGGGCAGCAGCUGUAUCUCUUAACCAGUAUGCCACCAGGGUUGCCAAACAUCCAGAAAGAAGCUCAGUAAAGACACGGAAGAUCUAAGUGCCACAAUCAACCAACUUGACCUCAUAGACAUAUACAGAACAUUCCACCCAACAGCAGCCAAGUGUACUUUCUUUUCCAACGCACAUGGAACAUGCUCCAGAAUAGACCACAUAUUAGGCCAUAAAGCAAGCCUUAACAGAAUCCAAAGCAUUGAAAUACUACAAAGUAUCUUUUCUGACCAUACAGCCAUAAAAGUAGAAAUCAGUAACAGAAAACACAAGAAAAAAAAAUCAAACACAUGGAAACUGAACAACAACUUGCUGAAAAACUACUGGGUUAUAGAAGAAAUUAAGGACAGAGUAAAGAAAUUCACAGAAUCAAACAAAACACAAACUACCAGAACCUUUGAGACAUAGCAAAAGCAGUAUUCAGAGGUCAAUUUAUAGCAAUAAAUGCACACAUCCAAAAAGAAGAAAGGGCCCAAAUCAAAGCAUUAACCCUACAGCUCAAACAAAUAGAAAGAGAGCAGCAAAAGAAACCCUUGGAUACAAGAAGAAAGCAAAUAAUAAAAAUUAGAGCAGAAUUAAAUGAAACAGAAAAUAAAAAAAGCUAAGAAGACCAAAAGCUUGUUCUUUGAAAACAUCAAUGAAAUCGAUAAACCCUUGGCCAAACUGACUGAAGAAAAACAGGAGAGGAAGCAAAUAACCCAAAUAAGAAAUGAGUGGGCAAUAUCACCACAGAUCCAACUGAAAUUGAAAGAAUCGUAACAGAAUACUAUGAAAAAUUGUACUCAACAACAAAUUUGAAAGCCUAGAGGAAAUGGACAAAUCUCUAGAAAUACUACCUACCUAAACUAAAACAGGGGUGAGCAGCUAAAUAAACUUAUAACAAAAGAAGAGAUUAAAAAAGUAAUUUAAAAAAUCCCAACCAAAAAAAAAGAACCCUGGCCCUGAUGGCUUCACUGGAGAAUUCUACCAAACUUCCAGAGAAGAGUUAACACCACUACUACUAAAGGUAUUUCAGAGCAUAGAAAAGGAUGGAAUACUUCCAAACUCAGUCUAUGAAGCCAGCAUAACCCUGAUACCAAAACCAGGUGAAGCACCACAAAAAAAGAAAAUUACAGACCUAUAUCCCUCAUGAACAUGGAUGCAAAAAUCCUCAACAAAAUUCUAGCCAAUAGAAUUCAACAACAUAUCAAAAAAAUAAUACACCAUGACCAAGGAUUCAUACCAGGUAUGCAGGGAUGGUUCAGCAUUAGAAAAACAAUCCAUGUUAUCCAUCACAUAAAACAAAAGACAAGAACCACAUGAUCUUACCAAUUGACAAACUGCAUUCGACAAAGUCCAACAUCCAUUCAUGAUAAAAAAAACUCUCAGCAAAAUAGGACUAGAAGGGAAAUUCCUCAACAUAAUAGAGGGCAUUUACACAAAGCCAAUAGCCAACAUCAUCUAAAUGGAGAGAGUCUGAAACCAUUCCUCUUGAGAAUAGGAACCAGACAAGGAUGACCUUUAUCACCACUCUUAUUCAACAUUGUGCUGGAGGUCCUAGCCAGAGCAAUUAGGCUAGAAAAAGAAAUAAAGGGCAUCCAAAUUGGUAAGGAAGAAGUAAAAGUAUCUCUAUUUGCAGAUGAUGUGAUCUUACACACACAAAACCCCAAAGAAUUCACAGGAAAGCUACUGAAACUAAUAGAAGAUUUCAACAAAGUGUCAGGAUACAAGAUAAACAUACGAAAAUCAGGUGGAUUCCUCUACACCAACAAAGAGAACAAUAGUCCCCAGAGUACUUCCGGAAUGAAUCUAACCAGAGACAUAGAAGACAUAUACAAAGAAAACUACAAGACACUACUGCAGGAAACCGAAAGAGACCUACAUAAAUGGGAAAACAUACCUUGCUCAUGGAUAGGAAAGGUCAACGUUGUGAAAAUAUCUGUUCUACCAAAAGCGAUCUGCAGAUACAAUGCAAUCCCGAUCCAAAUUCUAAUGGCAUUUCUUAACAAGAUGGAGAAACAAAUCACCAAUUUCAUAUGGAAAGGGAAGAGGCCCGGAAUAAGUAAAGCAUUACUGAAGAAGAACAAAAUGGGAGGUCUCACUCUAUGUGAUUUUAGAACCUAUUAUACUGCCAAGGUAGUCAGAAUAGCCUGGCUCUGGUACAACAACAGAUACACAAACCAAUGGAACAGAAUUGAGAAUCCAGACAUAAAUUCAUCUACCUAUGAGCAGCUGAUAUUUGACAAAGGCCCAAAGUCCAUUAAUUUGGGAAAUGACAGUCUCUUUAACAAAUGGUGCUGGCAUAAAUGGCUACCCAUCUGCAAAAAAAUGAAACAAGACCAAUACUUCACACCACACACAAAAACUAACUCAAAAUGGAUAAGAGACCUAAAUAUAAAAUCUAAAACGAUAAAGAUCAUGGAAGAAAAAAUAGGGACAACGCUAGGAGCCCUAAUACAUGGCAUAAAUAGAAUACAAAAUAUUACUAACAAUGAAGAAACACCAGAAGAGAAACUAGAUAACUGGGAGCUCCUAAAAAUGAAACACACUCAUCCAAAGACUUCACCAGAAGAGUAAAAAGAUUACCUACACACUGGGAAAAAUUUUUUGGCUAUGACAAAUCUGAUCAGCAUCUAAUCUCUAAAUCUACAAGAUACUGCAAAACCUCAACAACAAAAAGACAAAUAACCCAAUUGAAAAAUGGGCAAAGGAUAUGAACAGGCACUUCACCAAAGAAGACAUUCAGGCUGCUACCAGACAUAUGAGGAAAUGCUCACAAUCGUUAGCCAUUAGAGAAAUGCAGACCAAAACUACAAUGAGGUACCAUCUCACCCCAACAAGGCUAGCAUUAAUCCAAAAAACACAAAAUAAUAAAUGUUGGAGAGGUUGUGGAGAGACUGGAACACUUAAUACAGUGCUGGUGGGAACCACUUUGGAAAUUUAUUUGGAGCUUCCUUAUAUAGCUAGAAAUAGAAAUACCGUAGGGUUCAGCAAUCGCACUCCUUGGGAUAUAUCCUACAGAAAUAAGAGCCAUUACAUGAAUAGAUACAUGCACACCCAUGUUCAUUGCAGCACUGUUCACAAUAGCAAAAAGAUGGAAACAACCUAGGUGCCCAUCAACGAAGGAACAGAUAAAUUAUGGUAUAUUCUUCACUUUCAGAUAAAAUAUGGUAUAUUCAAUACUAAGCAACGAUAAAGAAUAACAAUGAAUCUUCAAAACAUAACGGAUGAAUUUGAAAGGCAUUAUGCUGGGUGAAAUUAGUCACAAAAGGACGAAUAUUAUAUGAGACUACUAUUAUAAGAACUCAAGAAAAGGUUUAAACACAGAAGAAAACAUUCUUUGAUGGUUAUGAGCGUGGGGAGAGAGGAAUAGGGAUAUUCACUAACUAGAUAGUAGAAAAGAAUUAUCUUAGGUGAAGGGAAGGACAACACACAAUACAGGGAAGUCAGCACAACCGGACUAAACCAAAACCCAAGAAGUUUCCUGAAUAUAACCAAACACUGUGAGGGACAGAGUAGCAGGAGCGGGGAUCUGGGGACCAUGGUUUCAGGGGACAUCUAGGUCAACUGGCAUAACAAAGUUUAUUAAAAAAAUGUUCUGCAUCCCAUUUUGGUGAGUGGUGCCCGGGGUAUUAAAAGCUAGCACAUGGCCAUCAUUGGUUCCAACCCAUCUGGUACAAAGGAGAACGAAGAACACCAAAGACACAAGGUAAAUAUUAGCCUAAGAGACAAAAGGGCCACAUAAACCAGAGACUUCAUCAGCCUGAGACCAGAAGAACUAGAUGGUGCCCAGCUACCAUCAGUGACCGCCCUGAUAGGGAACACAACAGAGACCUCCUGACGGAGUAGGAUUAAAGUGGGGUGCAGAACUCAAUUCUAGUGAAAAGACCAGACUUAAUGGUCUGACUGAGACCGGAAGGACUCUGGAAGACAUGGCCUCCAGACUCUGUUAGCCCCAAACUGAAACCAUUCCCGAAGCCAACUCUUCAGACAAAGACUAGACUGGACUUUGUUGUUGUUAGGUGCCAUCGAGCUGGUUCCGACUCAUAGCAGCCCUAUGCAUAACAGAACGAAACACUGCCAGGUCCUGCGCCAUCCUUACAACCAUUGUUAUACUUGAGCUCAUUGUUGCAGCCACUGUGUCAAUCCACCUCGUUCAGAGUCUUCCUCUUUUUCGCUGACCCUCUAUUUUACCAAGCACGACGUGCUUCUCCAGGGACUGAUCCCUCCUAACAACACGUUCAAAGUAUGUAAGACGCAGUCUCACCAUCCUUGCCUCUAAGGAGCAUUCUGGCCGCACUUCUUCCAAGACAGAUUUGUUCGUUCUUUUGGCAGUCCAUGGUAUAUUCAAUAUGCUUCGGCUUCGCCAACACCACAAUUCAAAACCGUCAACUCUUCUUCGGUCCUCCUUAUUCAUUGUCCAGCUUUCACAUGCAUAUGAUGCGAUUGAAAGUACCAUGGCUUGGAUCAGGCGAACCUUAGUCUUCAGAAUGACGUCUUUGCUCUUCAACACUUUGAAGAGGUCCUUUGCAGCAGAUUUGCCCGAUGCAGUGCGUCUUUUGAUUUCUGGACUGCUGCUUCCAUGGCUGUUGAUUGUGGAUUCAAGUAAAAUGAAACCCUGGACAACUUCAAUCUUUUCUCCAUUUACCAUGAUGUUGCUUAUUGGUCCAGUUGUGAGGAUUUUUGUUUUCUUUAUGUUGAGGUGUAAUCCAUACUGAAGGCUGUGGCCUUUGAUCUUCAUUAGUAAGUGCUUCAGGUCCUCUUCACUUUCAGCAAGCAAGAUCGUGUCAUCUGCAUAACGCAGGUUGUUAAUGAGUCUUCCUCCAAUCCUGAUGCCCCGUUCUUCUUCAUAUAGUCCAGCUUCUCAGAUUAUUUGUUCAGCAUACAGAUUAAAUAGGUAUGGUGAAAGAAUAGAACUCUGACGCACACCUUUCCUGACUUUAAACCAAUCAGUAUCCCCUUGUUCUGUCCAAACAACUGCCUCUUCAUCUAUAUAAAGGUUCCUCGUGAGCACAAUUAAGUGUUCUGGAAUUCCCAUUCUUCGCAGUGUUAUCCAUAGUUUGUUAUGAUCCACACAGUUGAAUGCCUUUGCAUAGUCCAUAAAACACAGGUAAACAUCCUUCUGGUCUUCUCUGCUUUCAGCCAGCAUCCAUCUGACAUCAGCAAUGAUAUCCCUGGUUCCACGUCCUCUUCUGAAACUGGCCUGAAUUUCUGGCAGUUCCCUGUCGAUAUACUGCU